CCGGAGCAUUCUGGGAUUGGAUGAAUCUCAAGAUGGACAACCGGGAUGUUGCAGGAAAGGCUAACCGGUGGUUUGGGGUGGCCCCCCCCAAGUCUGGAAAAAUGAACAUGAACAUCCUUCACCAGGAAGAGCUCAUUGCUCAGAAGAAACGGGAAAUCGAAGCCAAGAUGGAGCAGAAAGCCAAGCAGAACCAGGUGGUGGUCACCUCGAAGCCUGGAGAAAUCGCAAACGCACAAGACUCGUCCUCCAUUUCCAACAAGUUUGCCAAUGACGGCAGCUUCCUGCAGCAGUUUCUGAAGUUGCAGCAGGCACAGACCUCCUCGGAUGCCCCCCCCAGCUCAGCCAGCGCCCCACCCAGCACACCCACCCCCAGCACUGUGCGGAGGCCCCUGCUGCUCACCAAGAGGGCGGGCCUGGGGCUGGGCGGCCCACCGGGCCUGGGGAAGACAUACUCGCACGCCAAGCAGCUCCCGGUGGCCACCCGGCCCAGUGUCUUCCAGUCCCCUGAUGACGACGACGAAGAGGACUAUGAGCAGUGGCUAGAGAUCAAAGUUUCACCCCCAGAGGGAGUCGAGACCAGGAAAGUGAUAGAGAAACUGGCCCGCUUUGUGGCGGAAGGUGGCCCGGAGUUAGAGAAGGUGGCCAUGGAGGAUUACAAGGACAACCCCGCCUUCUCGUUUUUGCACGAUAAGAACAGCAGGGAGUUCCUGUACUACAGAAAGAAGGUAGCUGAGAUGAGGAGGGAGACGCAGAAGGUGCAGGUGGCCCCGCAGAAAGUUUCACCCCCAGAGGACGAAGAGGCCAAGAACCUUGCAGAAAAGUUGGCCAGGUUCAUAGCGGACGGGGGUCCGGAGGUGGAGACCAUCGCGCUCCAGAACAACCGGGAGAACCAGGCCUUCAGCUUUCUGUAUGAGCCCAACAGCCAAGGGUACAAGUACUACCGCCAGAAGCUGGGGGAGUUCCGGAGAGCCAAGGCUGGCGCCACAGACGGCCCCACAGCCCCUGACCCCAGCUUGAAGCGCCAGUGCCCCCCUGAGACCCCGUCAGUGUCCCUGACCCCCACUGCCGCCUGCCUUGCCUCCUCUGCUACCCCUGUGUCCUCUGCCACCCCCACGCCCACCACUCCCCCCGCCACUGUCUCCGGGAAGCCGGCCGCCACAGCCAGUGCCAAGAGGAAGCGGAAGAGCCGGUGGGGGCCAGAGGAGGACAAAGUAGAGCUCCCACCCGCCGAGCUGGUACAGACGGAUGCGGCUGCUGCCCCCUCACCACUGUCAGUCCAGGACCUCAAGGGGCUCGGCUACGAGAAGGGGAAGCCCGUGGGCCUGGUGGGUGUCACAGAGCUGUCAGAUGCGCAGAAGAAGCAGCUGAAGGAGCAGCAGGAGAUGCAGCAGAUGUACGACAUGAUCAUGCAGCACAAGCGAGCCAUGCAGGACAUGCAGCUGCUGUGGGAGAAGGCCCUGCAGCAGCACCAGCAUGGCUACGACAGCGAUGAGGAGGUGGACAGCGAGCUGGGCACCUGGGAGCACCAGCUGCGGCGCAUGGAGAUGGACAAGACUCGGGAGUGGGCCGAGCAGCUAACCAAGAUGGGCCGGGGGAAGCACUUCAUCGGAGACUUCCUGCCGCCUGACGAGCUGGAAAAGUUCAUGGAGACUUUCAAGGCCCUGAAGGAAGGCCGAGAGCCCGACUACUCAGAGUACAAGGAGUUCGCACUGACGGUGGAGAACAUCGGCUACCAGAUGCUGAUGAAGAUGGGCUGGAAGGAGGGAGAAGGCCUGGGUUCUGAGGGCCAGGGCAUCAAGGCCCCCGUCAGCAAGGGCACCACUGCUGUGGAUGGUGCUGGCUUUGGCAUCGACCGGCCUGCUGAGCUUUCUAAAGAGGACGAUGAGUACGAAGCCUUCCGCAAGAGGAUGAUGCUGGCCUACAGGUUCCGGCCCAAUCCCCUGAAUAACCCUCGGCGGCCUUACUACUGAGUAUGCGCCAGUGUUCACACUACUUCUGGAAGGACCGUCCUGGUCCCCUGAAUGUCCCAGCCUACGUGUCUGCCGCCCUCCUGUUGUUGCAAGUGUCGUGCUGUGUAUCAACGUCCCAGUGCGAGGCUGCCCAGGGGCUGGGCCCACCAGCCACCACCUGCCACUUCCUCAGCCUGGUCCUGCCCUCACUACAGAGUCCUUUACGUGUGGGGCUGGAGCCAGGCGAGGGCUAACCAGUGGGCUAUGAUAGGAAGACUUCCUAGCACCCUGGGAAUCCUGGGUACACCCAGCCUGAUGUCCGCCCACGGGAUCUCCAUUCCCUCCUGGAGCCUGGUUGGGUGAUGGAGGGGAGAGAGGCUGCUGUCCGUGCAGGAACGGAGUCAGGCUGGCCUGUUCUGGACUUGGUCUUACCUGGGCUAUCUCUGGGCCCUAAGGGGUAGAAGGCCCAGCCUGCCCUUAGACCUGAGGCGGGCAGUCCUGGAGGUGGGAGGUGCUAGCGUACAUUGGUCCCCACUGCCCCCUUGUCCUCAGCAUCCUUCCAGGAAUGUCAUCCCCCACUCCCAACCCCAGGACCCUUUCACAAAGGUCCUUCCCUUUAGUAGCCUUGACCCCAUGCUGGGGGUCUGUGCCUGACCUGGCCCCGUGGCGUUUAUUAAACUGAUGGACAAGCAGGUCACGAA
Echinops telfairi (small Madagascar hedgehog) is the source of this 2650-nucleotide messenger RNA. RefSeq names its product SURP and G-patch domain containing 1 (gene SUGP1). The record is from RefSeq and is a predicted model, not a curated record. Bases 21 to 1970 code for a protein of 649 amino acids. The transcript is spliced from 14 exons. Gene Ontology annotation, cellular component: nucleoplasm. Gene Ontology annotation, biological process: RNA processing. Gene Ontology annotation, molecular function: RNA binding. NCBI's taxonomy places the organism in Eukaryota, Metazoa, Chordata, Mammalia, Afrosoricida, Tenrecidae.